Molecule: messenger RNA, 3627 nt
Organism: Alligator mississippiensis (American alligator)
Lineage: Eukaryota; Metazoa; Chordata; Crocodylia; Alligatoridae
Product: major histocompatibility complex class I-related gene protein-like
Exons: 3
Coding region: 1661-1981 (106 amino acids)
Biological process (GO): immune response
Cellular component (GO): external side of plasma membrane
Source: RefSeq, a predicted model, not a curated record
UGUCCUGUCUGCACCCACCCUGGGCACCGGGUCACACCUGCGUCUACCUCCAGGCUUCCAGUUGCACCCCCUUCUCCCCCAGCACCCAGCUGCCCCGCUUUUCUCCCCAUCAUGGUGGUGUGCAUGUGAUGGGAGGCAGCAGACAUGGGCGUGGGAGAGGGGGCUGUCCCCAGAGCAGAGGGGAGCACAUGCAUGCAGAACCGCGUAUCCAUGGACAGGAGGGGGGGCAAAGGACACGUGCAUUGGGCGGGAGGGGUGGUGAGCACAGACUGCCCCCCCAAGCCCCUGCUGCCCCCCAGCUCCAGCUAGUGACUCCCUGAGGGAAGUGGGUGGUGGGGGGUUCUCAUGCCUCUCUGUGAGCCUCCCACUGCUGCCCCCCAGGUGUGGAUGAGCUCAGGACCCCCAGCCAACUGCAUCUGGGAGGUAACCGGGAGCCAUCAGCUACUCCAGGCUGUGGCCCAAGGGGGGCAAAUCCACUCCCCAAACUGGAACUGCCCCCCACCGCCCCCCACACACACACUGGAGCCCUCCACAGUGCCAGCAGGCCCAGGGCUGGGGUCCAUUAACACAAGAGAGUGGAGGCUGGAUGUGGAGCUGGAUCCUGAGCAGGACAGAAGUAAAGUUUUGUGUUAAAGUGUGUGAACUUUUGGCAAGGCAGGAGUUGAGAGUCCCAGGGGGCGAGGACCAGACCCCCAGGCAUGAGGGCUGGGUGGGCAGUGACUGCAGGGACUCAGAUGUCCAUGUGGGGAGAGUCAUGGGGUGCAGGGACCAGGCCCCGUCACCCCCCUGGUGCAGGCAGGGUUUGGGCUGACUGGGGCACAGCGCUGGUGGCACCUCUGGGGCUGCAGUGGGGUCGCUGCUCUGGGCAGCUGCAGCAUCCCCUGCUCGGGCUCUGCUCCCGGGCCUCACUGCCCCAUGGGGAGGCUGCCCAGUGCCGCGCUGCUCCCGCACAGAGAAGCACCACUCUGGGUAGCAGGAACAACGCAGACCCAGGUCACCCAGCGCAGGUGGAAUGAGAACAAGGCCAUUCUUUAGCAUGCAGGAGCCUACCUGCAGGAGACCUGCAUGGAGUGGCUGCGGCAGUACCUGCAGCACGGGGAGGCAGCGCUGCAGAGCAGUGAGUCCCAGUGUCACCGCCCAGGACAGCACUGACCGGGCACCCCCUCACCCCAGGGAAUGCCUGCCCCAUCCCCCUGUGUCCAGGAUGGCGACCACUGCUUCUUGGUCUUGCUGCUGGGUGAGACCCCAGCACAGCUGUAGGACACGGUGCCUCUGUCCCUGCCCUGGUCAGGCCUCCCAGCUGGGCAGAGCCCACGUGGUGUCUGUGCCCUGGCCACGUGUCUGAGAACCAGAGAUCAGCUGUGUCGAACCCUGUUCCUGCAGCCCUGAGCCCAGCGGAUCCGUGUCUCCCGUCCCCCACGCUCCUUCCCCAACACUGCCUGCUCCUGCCUCAAAUGGGCGCUGGAGCCAAUUUGUGUGGCCCGGUGCAGGGCCCAGCCCGGGCUCCUGGCAGGGGUGCUGAGGGCCCAACAGGGCAGUCACUCUAGCAGGUGUCUCCUCCCUCCCAGAGCGUCCCGUGGCACAGGUGAGCGAGAAGCCAUCAUCCUGGGGCGGACGCACCACCCUAGCCUGCCAGGUCCAUGACUUCUGCCCCAAGGACAUGGCUGCUGUCUGGCUGAAAAAUGGGGAGGUGCAACCCCAGGAGACGAGCCAUGCAGGGGUCCUUCCCAGCAGAGGUGAGACCUACCAGACCUGGGCCACCAUCGAGAUUGCCCCGAGCAGCAACCACAACUACGCCUGCAGCGUGAGGCACGAGAGCCUGGGGGCAGCUCUGAGAGUGGCCUGGGACAAGGGCCGGACGGGCAACGCUAUCCUGGAGCUGUUGAAGGAGAAGGUGAACAAGCAGGCGUGGAGUGUACAUACUUUUUCCUAUCUUCAAGACUGCGAUAUAUUGCACUAUGCAGUUCGAAACCAGGGAUAACACGUCCACGACUGCAUGCCCCCACUCAAUUCCAGGGCAAGAUUUUAUGAGCCCUGUUUCCGCAGAUCCAGGAAAGGCCCGGGAUAAAAAGGGUACUCAAAUCUGGACAGCUGUUGUGCCAUAUACGACACUUUCGAUUGAUAUGCAUCGUAUAGGACGGACCACGUUCGGCUGCUAUCCUGCUGGACCGAGAUAUAUUACAAGAAGUAAAAUUGGAGUGAAUGUCAAAUUCCGAUCUGUUUGCAAUGAGAGCAACAUGAGGUUCCUUAGAAAAGUUGUAGACCAUGAAUCCUGUACAAUUGAGAGAGGGUACUUUACCCAACAGCAUUCCACUGGUGCUAGUAGGGCUAUAAUCUAGAGUAGUUAGGCAAUGAGGGUAGUGUCCUACAGGUGUGGCUUUAUUGUAAGCUCCGGUGUUGUUGGAUCUGUAACAGAAAGACGCCUCUACUCUUGGGGAGAUUAUCCAGAUAGCAGGGGCGGCCCUCCUUUCCUUAGGAGCGGACCGAUGGGCAGCUAACGAGUAGUGUCUAAGGAAGCCGCCGUUAAUUUUUCCCCAUUGCUGGAGGGAUAUUGGCACUCCGAUCAUUGGGAUUCAUUGGUGUAGGUGCGCUGGGCUGUGAGAGCAUAUCCAGCAGUCACUUUUAUUUCCAGCUUGAGCCACCGUAAAGGAGAUCUGCAAGUACAAAUUUUUCUCCCACCCCCCUUGGGUGAUACUAAGAUACCCAGGUGUGAUGUAUCAGGAUAUCAGUGCCAUUUUUAGAGACAGGAGGGACAAAGAAUUUCAACAACAAAUAUAACCAGCACCAGUAAGAGAAAGAACACUAGCAGCCAAACCCAGGAUGGCAGCCAAAGCCUUUCUUUGUCCUCUGGGCUCAGGUUACCUAAAGGACUGAGAAUGUCGGCUCUUGGUCUUGAUCGAGGUGGUGAUCUUCCGAGUGGGAGCUUUACUUUCUUCAAGGCCGAAGAUGAUAUCUUUAUUCUUCAACUGAUGAAUCUGGCUGGGCUGAGGUGUUGGGUUCAGGGGAGAGGUUACUAGCACUUGCACCCUGAUGCUCCUCACUUGCCUGAGUGAGGUCCCGAGGGUCUUUGUCCUUGGCCUCAGGGAAAGGUCCCAACCUGGGUUGGAAUUCAGCUGCUUCGGGGUCCAAUGGAGGUGAUACCUUCUUGCAGUGUGAGGCGUGAGUCCACGUUUGGUGGCCUUGGCAACGAACAGCAGAAUUAGUGGUCAGAAGUACCUGGAAAGGUCCCUUCCAUCUGGGUUGAAGUGCGUUUUUCCAUUGAUAGACCUUUACGUAGACCCAAUCUCCUGCUUUGAGGUUGUGACAGGGAACAUCCGGUGGUUGAGGUAAGGCUUCUUGGACCUGGGCUGCAGCCUGAUGUUGAACCGGUUGUUGCUGAUGUGGGAGUCUCAGGAGAGCAGGGUUCGAACAAAGGUCAAGGAUAUCCUCUGCUGGCUCUGGUGGUGGGGGUGCCCCGGGCAAUGCUGGAUACAUCGGAGCGGUGGCCGGCGUGUAAUUUGGGGGAGCAGCCAAUUUCUCCCGAACAGCUUUUAACUGCUGUUUUAAUUUUUCUUGAGAGUCUUUUAGACUUCUAGUUUGAGAUUCUGUCUGCCUUUUGGACAUUUCAUCAUACCAAUAAAAGUACAU